This is a messenger RNA of Pseudomassariella vexata, 1608 nucleotides long. RefSeq lists its product as uncharacterized. Lineage: Eukaryota; Fungi; Ascomycota; Sordariomycetes; Amphisphaeriales; Pseudomassariaceae. The record is from RefSeq and is a predicted model, not a curated record. Bases 1 to 1608 code for a protein of 535 amino acids. The transcript is spliced from 3 exons.
AUGGAAGGCACAGAAAAAAUAAAGAGAAAGGGAUUGUAUCCGAUUCAAACCCCAGGCUUCAUUCCGUACCCGGAACCACCACCAGAGACCAAAUCCGAAGAGCAAAUUCGAUUGCCAAGCUCCAUUCGCGCUCUCAAAGACUCUCAUCAGUCGGGCCAUCAUCCCCGAACGCUGGUAAUUUGUCUCGACGGCACGGGUGACCAAUUCGACAAUGAUAACAGCAACAUCGUCAGUUUCGUUUCGUGCCUCAAGAAGCACUCCCCCGCCGAGCAAGUAACGUAUUACCAGUCUGGCAUCGGCACAUAUGACAAAGGUGGGUUGAAGAAUGGCAUCGGAGCAGCGAUGGACAUGGCGGUGGGGAGUGGUCUCGGUAUUCACAUCAAAGAUGCCUACCGGUUCUUAAUGCAGAACUACCACGAGGGCGAUAAAAUUUGCCUGCUCGGCUUUUCCCGAGGCGCGUACACGGUCCGCUGUCUGGCCGGCAUGUUGCACAAAGUCGGCCUACUUCCCGCCAGUAACGGUUCGCAAAUCAACUUCGCCUACGACUUCUACAAAGACGAUUCGAAGGAGGGUUGUCAACUGGCCUCCGAUUUCAAAACAACUUUUUGCACCCACGUCAGCGUCUACUUCGUCGGCGUCUUUGACUGCGUCGCCAGCGUGGGUUUCAUCCCCCGCAAGAUGCCCCUGAGCAAGUCACCAACAAAUUCCAUCCGCCACUUCCGCCACGCCAUGGCCCUCGAUGAGCAUCGCGCCAAGUUCAAGGUCUGUCAUUGGCAGCAGCAUGACCCAGACGAUACGCCCGGCCUCCCCAAGCGUCGCGGCACCAUUGACUUCACCCCCUUCGACCGGCUCAAGCGCAGCGGCAUAGCAACACGCUUCAGAAGAAAACCAAAUACUGCUGCCAACGCCAACGGCGUCGGGAAACCAAACUCUCGCCACCGCGAAUUCCGCACAGACGCUCUCGAAGUCUGGUUCCGAGGCGCCCACGCUGACGUCGGCGGUGGCGCCGUCAAGAACGAAAGCCGGCACAUGCUAUCGCGCAUCCCGCUCCGUUGGAUGCUGCGCCAGUGUUUUAACUGUAACACGGGAAUUUUAUUCGAUACCUGCCGGCUGGCUGACCAUGGACUAGACGUGCACACACUGUGGCCGGUGUACCAACCGCGCGCGAAGCCUACUGUCGGCCCUCCGCCUGCACUGUUGGAGAAGUACGAGAAAAAGUCCCUAGCGCCGUUGAGGCAACGAUCAACAUUCUUGCCUAUCGGGCCGGAGGAGUAUGGGAUUGAAGGGGCGCCGUCAGCGGAGGAUUUGCAAUAUGUGCUCCCUUCGGAGUCGACUGAGGAUCAUUUCGACUGUAUGGAAGAGCCGAGGGACCAGCUGGUUGAUGCGAAGUCGUGGUGGAUGUUGGAGAUCUGGCCGGUGAAGAUUCAUGUUCUAGCUAGCGAUGGAGAAGGAUGGGAGAAGAGAGUAAGAAUGAACUUGGGGCGGCAUCGAGCUAUUCGUGAGUUGCAGCCCAAGUUGCAUUGGACGGUGCAGCAUAGGAUCAAUGAAAGGACAUACGACCUGAAGACAAGAGCUGUGAAGAACACUUCAUGGCUGGAGGUUGUCUGA